Messenger RNA from Aspergillus calidoustus, 405 nucleotides. The record is from the annotation of a GenBank genome assembly. Lineage: Eukaryota; Fungi; Ascomycota; Eurotiomycetes; Eurotiales; Aspergillaceae.
AUGUAUACGCCAAGGUAUCCCUCGGCGUCCCCAGCUGGGAUUCCCCAUUGGUCCAGGAACUGGCGCAAGCACGAAGCAAUAUACUUCCACCACGAGCACACCUCUAGUCAGAUUGAGCAGACAUGCCGCAAGCGUAGAGCCCGCUUCGGCAAACACCUCCGUGCCUUGCUGGAACGCCCUCAGCAGCAGCUCGUCUUCGUCUUGAACCGCGUCCGCGAUGGCCCUUUCGUAGUCUCCGGAUUCCAGGUGCCGGGAGUUGAGCAGGAGUCGUCCAAAGUUGUCGCUGACGUGAUUCGCCACGUCCACCGCGACACUAUAGAGCCAUCAGAAGUUCCCGGCGAUACUCCUUUUUUCCGUCCUCUUGUGUCCAUCAUAGACUGCGGAGAAGAGCAACGUUUCUUCUAG